This is a messenger RNA of Candida albicans SC5314, 948 nucleotides long. It is a transcript of the gene FGR10, whose product is annotated as Fgr10p. Lineage: Eukaryota; Fungi; Ascomycota; Pichiomycetes; Serinales; Debaryomycetaceae. The transcript has a single exon. Gene Ontology annotation, biological process: protein maturation. Gene Ontology annotation, molecular function: threonine-type endopeptidase activity. Bases 1 to 948 code for a protein of 315 amino acids. The record is from RefSeq and is a predicted model, not a curated record.
AUGAAAGAUAUUUUAGUUAUUCACAUUGGAGCAGGUAAACAUGAUCCCAAUAAGCUGAAAAAGUACAAAACACUACUACGAAAUGCAUUAUCAAAGACAUCAAUAGUAGAAGCAAGUGAUGUGAUUGAAUCAUCCCCACUAACUAAUACAGGCUAUGGAUCAUCAUUAAAUCUAUUGGGCAAAGUAGAAUGCGAUGCAAGCUUUAUAACUAAUGACAAGAUAGGUGCAGUUGUUAAUAUGUCCUGUAAGAAUCCUACCAAGGAGUUGUUUCGUGUGUUUCAAUAUCUCGAUACAUUGUAUGAAUCAGACGAAACCGACUUAACAUCGCCAGUGAUGUUGACUUAUCCACUAUUGAAAAACUUGGUCCCACAUAUAGUGGAUGACGAUUUAGUAUCGGAAAAAUCAAGGAAAUUAUAUGACAUGUACAAAGACAAGAUUUUCCAAGGUGAUUAUUCAAAACAUUGUGCCAUACCCCAUGAGAUUUCUGAUACUAUUGGCAUCACUCAUAUAUCUGACAACGAGACGACAAUUGUAACAUCAUCAGGAGGGAAUUUUUUCAAACUACCUGGUAGGAUAGGAUGUGCUGGUGUUAUUGGAGCAGCUAUAGCCCGAAAGAAGCUUGAUGAUUGCGAAAUCUGCUGUAUGUGUUCUGGCAAUGGGGAACAAAUUAUCAAAAGUAAGUUGGCAUGGGAGAUAGCCAAUAAUAUUUACAAUGUUGCUGGUGAUGAGUAUGGUAAAUAUCUUGAAAGAAAAGUAUAUGAAUUGAACCCCAAGUUUUACGUUGGCUUUAUCAUUAUUCUAAACUACCAAUCACGGGUCCAGCUACUAUAUGGACACACCACACCAACAUUCUACUUUGGCUUCCGGUCACCAAACCAAACAAGGAUCAUUCUAAGUAGUUCAGAUAAAAUGGGACACUUUACAUUUGGAGAGUACAGUCUCCAUUAA